This is a messenger RNA of Olea europaea var. sylvestris, 2058 nucleotides long. Its product is annotated as serine/threonine-protein kinase STN7, chloroplastic-like. The record is from RefSeq and is a predicted model, not a curated record. Gene Ontology annotation, molecular function: ATP binding; protein kinase activity. The transcript is spliced from 10 exons. NCBI's taxonomy places the organism in Eukaryota, Viridiplantae, Streptophyta, Magnoliopsida, Lamiales, Oleaceae. Gene Ontology annotation, biological process: protein phosphorylation. Bases 127 to 1860 code for a protein of 577 amino acids.
ACCAAAAAUAUCAAAACUAUUCAAAUCAAGAAAAAAAACUGAAGAACACACUGCUAAAAGUUCUGAUGAUUUCUCUUUUCUUCCGAAAUUAACUGUACAGCAAACUAUUAUUGUUUCAUAAUCCCAAUGGCUACUGUCGCCACUGGUGCAGUGGUUGGACUAGGAGCGGUGAAACUCCAUUCACUCUGCAUCAAACCACACUCUUCAUUUCUUGGCAAGAAGUUUAAUCUUAAAACCAUUUCUGAAUCAAGUGCCCAAAGAAAUUUCUCCACUUCCAGGUCUAGGAAUCUAGUAGUUUUCGCCUCAGGAGGCGAAGUAUUCAAUUUUGUUCAUGAUCUUUUUCUGGGAGUUGGGGUUGGACUUCCCUGCACAGUCAUGGAGUGUGGUGAUAUAAUUUAUAGGAGCACGCUGCCACGAUCAGAUGGGAUCACUGUUACUGUCCCUGGUGUGAUUUUAGCACUGGGCACUCUUUCGUAUCUCUGGGCUACACCUGGUGUGGCUCCUGGGUUCUUUGAUAUGUUUGUACUUGCUUUUGUUGAGAAAAUCUUUAGACCCACUUACAGGAAGGAUGACCUUGUAUUGGGGAAGAAAUUGGGUGAGGGAUCUUUUGGUGUGGUUUAUAGGGCUUCCUUGGCUAAAAAGCCCUCAAAGGAUGGUGACAUAGUCUUGAAAAGGGCGACUGAAUAUGGAGCAGUUGAGGUAUGGAUGAAUGAGCGUGUGAGAAGGGCUUGUGCAAAUAGCUGUGCUGAUUUUCUAUAUGGUUUUCUUGAGAGCUCUUCAAAGAAAGGGGCUGAGUAUUGGCUGAUAUGGCGGUUUGAAGGGGUAGCCACACUUGCUGAUUUGUUGCAGAGUAAAGAAUUUCCUUACAAUGUGGAAGCAAUGAUACUUGGGGAGGUUCAGGAUUUGCCCAAGGGGAUGGAGAGGGAAAACAGAAUCAUACAGACGAUCAUGAGACAACUGUUAUUUGCAUUGGAUGGUCUACACUCAACAGGGAUUGUUCAUAGAGAUAUUAAGCCCCAGAAUGUUAUUUUCUCUGAAGGUUCUCGAACAUUCAAAAUCAUUGAUCUUGGAGCUGCUGCUGAUUUGAGAGUUGGCAUCAAUUAUAUUCCUAAAGAGUUUCUGUUGGAUCCUAGAUAUGCUGCACCUGAACAAUACAUUAUGAGCACUCAGACACCCUCCGCACCCUCAGCUCCGGUUGCAACAGCGCUUUCCCCUGUUCUGUGGCAGUUGAAUCUACCAGAUAGAUUUGACAUCUACAGUGCAGGUCUCAUAUUUCUACAAAUGGCAUUCCCAUCAUUGCGAAGCGACAGUGCUCUCAUUCAAUUCAACCGUCAAUUAAAGAGAUGCAAUUAUGACUUGGUUGCAUGGAGAAAAUCUGUCGAGCCUCGUGCUAGCCUAGAACUUCGACGAGGAUUUGAAUUGUUAGAUCUGGAUGGUGGAAUAGGAUGGGAACUUUUAACAUCAAUGGUUCGGUAUAAAGCACGCCAAAGAAUUAGUGCAAAGGGAGCGCUAGCUCAUCCGUACUUCGACAGAGAAGGCCUAUUGGUUUUGUCCUUCAUGCAGAAUCUACGGCUCCAAUUCUUCCGGGCUACGCAACAGGACUAUAGUGAAGCUGCCACAUGGAUUGUUCAGCUCAUGGCAAAAUCAGGAACGGAGCGUGACGGAGGCUUCACUGAAGCACAGCUGCAGGACCUCAGGGAAAUUGAGCCUAAGAAGAAGUCGAGUGCACAGAGGAAUGCCCUUGCAUCAGCUCUUCGGAUUCGAAGGAAGAUUAUUAGGACAAUAAAUGAGAGUAUUGAUGAACUUAACCAGAGCAGGAAGAGUUUAUGGUGGAGCAGAUGGAUCCCAAGAGAAGAAUGAUCACUGUAUAUAUACUACACCUUCUCACUGUUUAUGUAAAUUUUUUGCAGUCAUCAUCUCUACAAGAAAUGUAAGGAGUGACCUAAUGUUUAAUGUGGUGAAAAACAUUAGUGCAAAUAUCUGCUUUGGUAUUAAAAGAAAAGCAAAUGUACACUUGAUUACUUUUCAUAUUACAGAAAUAUAGAGUUGAAUUUGCUA